This is a messenger RNA of Tarenaya hassleriana, 1059 nucleotides long. RefSeq lists its product as uncharacterized. Bases 113 to 697 code for a protein of 194 amino acids. The record is from RefSeq and is a predicted model, not a curated record. The transcript has a single exon. NCBI's taxonomy places the organism in Eukaryota, Viridiplantae, Streptophyta, Magnoliopsida, Brassicales, Cleomaceae.
ACAGCCUUUUCCUCCUUGGGAUCUCCUUCCGAAUCUUUCCCCCCUGCUCCUUGCAGGGCUCCCCUUCCAUCCCCUCCUCUCUUUCUGUCUUCUCCGAUACCAAAUCUCCGCCAUGGAAAUAGCAGAAUAUCAGAAUGAUGAGGAUCAGGACACGGCGAAGGAGAAGAAACGAUCACGUGGAAUGCACAUGAUCAGGGUCGUCAUGUUUAUGCUCCGUCGCCGGAGAAGAAAACCCUUCAAACCUGGGUUUUGGCGGCGGCUGGUGCAAUCCGUACGCCAUCUGAACAAAGAUCCGGCCUGUGUUACGAUAAUUCCGUCGUCUGAUAUUACGAUGCUGGCAUUGCCGGGGAAGAAAGCGACGGGGGAGGAGGAGGAGGUGGCGGCUAAGGAUGGUGGUGAUGUCAUCGAGCAGUUGUCGGAGACGUUGGAGGGUUUCACGGUUCCAUCUUCGUCUUCCUCCGGCAUUUCGGGAUACGGAUCUGCAAUGUCCCUCCGUGACAUGGAAUAUCCAGAUUAUUAUGAUGAGUAUGAUAACGACGACGACGAUGAUGAUGAUGAUGGCCGUGGUGGUUAUGGUGUGGGGGGAGGGGAUGAUAUGAUCGACGUGAAAGCGGAGGAAUUCAUUGCCAAAUUCUAUGCGCAGAUGAGGAUGCAAAACCAGGCAUACACUGAGCGCUGCAAAGCCAAACGGGUCUAGAGAGUCAUCAUCAUGCAUAUACAUACACAUACAAAUAUACGUACACAUUCACAUAUACAAACACAUCCACAUACAUAUAUAUAUAUAUAUAUGUGCAUGUAUGCACGUAGGCAUACAUGUACGUGUCCCGUGUGUUAAGAGAGUCCAUUAUAUCUGGGGAGGAAGGUUUGUUCUUUUUAAUUGUGGGUCUUUGUUUUUUUUUUUGGUCUCGGGUUUGUCUGUCUUUAAAUUUCUUUUUUUUUUCUUUUGAAUAAAUUAUGGGGCGAAAAAAAAAAACACCAAUGAAACGUGGGAAAGGAGAUUAUUUAGAAAAUCUUAUUUUGUUUUUGUGAUUCUUUAUAUAAUAUUUUGGUCUUCAAGUA